This is a messenger RNA of Triticum urartu, 1065 nucleotides long. Lineage: Eukaryota; Viridiplantae; Streptophyta; Magnoliopsida; Poales; Poaceae. The record is from RefSeq and is a predicted model, not a curated record.
UGCAUCGACUGUUUCUUCCUCGCACAACAAGCUGGUCGAUCGAUCGAGCUUCUGAAGAUGGCGCGGCAACGUACGGUCGCCAUGGCGCUGGUCGUCGGAGUGAUCUUGGCGUCCACGUGGUGUUCAUCACCGGUGACGGUGCAAUCCAUCGGCGUGUGCAACGGCAAGGUCGGCGACAACCUCCCAUCGCGGGCCGAGGUGGUGCGGCUCUACAAGUCCCUGGGAAUCGGCGCCAUGCGCAUCUACGAGCCGGAACCCGAGACGCUCCUGGCUCUCGACGGCACCGAGAUCGAACUCAUCAUGGACGUGGGUGGCGGCUUCGCCGCCAUCGCCUCCGACCCUGCCGCCGCGGCCGGCUGGAUCCGGGACAACGUGCUUGCCUUCCCGGGCGUCCGCAUCAAGUACAUUGCGGCCGGCAACGAGAUCGAGGGUAGCGACACGGACAACAUCGUCCCGGCCAUCAAGAACCUCAACGCCGCGCUCGCUGCGGCCAGCCGCACUGACGUCAAGGUGUCCACGGCGGUCAAGAUGAGCGUGCUGGGGUCCUCCUCGCCGCCCUCCGAGGGCGCGUUCAAGGACCCAUACAUGACGGAGGUGGCCAAGAUGCUCAAGGCCACCGGGGCCCCGCUCCUCGCCAACGUGUACCCCUACUUCGCCAAAAGGGACACCCCGGACAUCGACCUCGGCUUCGCGCUCUUCAAGCAAAGCACCAGCACGGUGAGCGACAGCGGUCUCACCUACACGAACCUCUUCGAUGCCAUGGUCGACGCGGUUUACUCGGCCUUGGAGAAGGCGGGUGCGCCGGACGUGCCCAUUGUGGUCUCGGAGAGCGGAUGGCCGUCGGCCGGCGACGACCUGGCAACAGUCGCUAACGCGCAGGCGUACAACCAGGGGCUCAUCGACCACGUCGGCAAAGGCACGCCCAAGAGGCCUGUGCCGCUGGAGACGUACAUCUUCGCCAUGUUCAACGAGAACCAGAAGGGAGGGGCCGUGACAGAGAAGAGCUUUGGGCUGUUCAACGGCCCUGACAAGACGCCGGUGUACCCUGUAAAGUUCAACAAUUAG